Messenger RNA from Exophiala oligosperma, 1109 nucleotides. RefSeq lists its product as hypothetical. Gene Ontology annotation, molecular function: oxidoreductase activity, acting on the CH-OH group of donors, NAD or NADP as acceptor. The coding region runs from base 80 to 697 and encodes 205 amino acids. Lineage: Eukaryota; Fungi; Ascomycota; Eurotiomycetes; Chaetothyriales; Herpotrichiellaceae. The transcript has 5 exons. The record is from RefSeq and is a predicted model, not a curated record.
GCUUAAGAGAGGAUAGUUCACCCUUCUUCAAUUAUUUUUACUUGGAAGCCAUCCCUGCGUUCUAUCAACAAACGUGAAAAUGGUGUCUUGGGCUAUUACUGGCGCAACCCGAGGCAUUGGCUUCGGCUUCGUCAAUAAUCUUUCUGCGAACUCCGAGAAUACGGUGUUUGCUCUCAUUCGAAGUCGAGCGACUGCCGGUCCACUUGAGGAACUUGCUACAAAGCGGAAGAACAUCCAUGUUGUGGUGACCGAUAUUGCCGAUCCAGGAAAAUUAGCUCAGGCUGCAGCUGAAAUUGCAAAAGUUACAGCCGGUUCACUUGAUGUGUUGAUUCUCAACGCAAGCUCUCCAGGACCUGAUACUGGCGCGUUGUCGCCGAGUGCUUUCCAUGGCAAAGAAGAGGCAUUGGUAAAUGAGAUCAAUGAGAAUACCAAAACAAACGUGACUAGCAACAUCUUCGUCGUCAAUGCCUUCCUUGAUCUCAUACGCAACGGCAAAGAGAAAAAAAUUGCAUUCAUUACCAGUCCAAGUGGUGAUGUUGAGUUUACUCGGAUCACUGGCCUUUCUACCUUGCUGGGUUACUCUGUCAGCAAGGCUGGUGUCAAUAUGAUCGCCACCAAGUAUGCCAUUGAGUUGGCCCCAGAGGGUAUAAAGACGGUGUCCCUGAGCCCAGGCUGGGUCGACACGGAUUCCGGUUAGUCUUGUUGAUAUUCGGAAUGCAUCAGCUUAGGUUACUGACUCAACAUAGCUCGUGCAGUCACCGGCGAUCCGGAGGUGCGGAAGUUCAUGCUGAACGCGUUUCACAAAAUCGACAAGAGCGUCGAAGGGCCGAUCUCGGUGGAAGAAGCAAUCAAGCUUCAGCUCCAGGUGAUCCAGGGUCUGACGGAAGCAGACAGUGGAAAAACUCUGACACAUCGUGGAAAUAGUGAUGGAUGGUUCUAACCAUUGCAGGUACCGAGUAGUUGUUGAUAGAACAUAGAAGAAGUUGAAUUCAGGCAAAAGGAGGUAUGAAUGGGACUCCGCCAACGACCGCAUUGAAGAUAGUCAAAUAGUCGACUUGGUUCUCUGUAUUCAAAUCCUGCUGGUUCCACAUUGCCUCGACAGUAUGCUG